This is a messenger RNA of Xylaria bambusicola, 1292 nucleotides long. RefSeq lists its product as uncharacterized. The transcript has a single exon. The coding region runs from base 110 to 853 and encodes 247 amino acids. Lineage: Eukaryota; Fungi; Ascomycota; Sordariomycetes; Xylariales; Xylariaceae. The record is from RefSeq and is a predicted model, not a curated record.
GACGGGCUGGUUGGCAUUUUCUUACGCGGUGUAAUUACCCAGCAUCGGCUUACCCAUCCGCGAACCAUCUUCAACUGCCGGGAUUGUUCCCAGUCAUAGCGCUCGCGUCAUGACUAAGCUGGACACCCAGAAAACUACUCAAGUGGCAGUAGCCUGCCGCCAGAUGGGCAUCAAGGUAACAAGUGCCGUGCACGCGGCCAUUGUGCGUGUCACUGCACGGUUUACCCAGCACCCUCUGUCCAAGUGUUUUGUCGCCUUUGUCCCUGUCGAUUUGCGAUAUGCACUCGAUGAGACGUCCACUUCGGAAACCAAGGCCAUUUCCAAGGUUGUCCGGCUGUUCACUAAGAGCUUCAAAGAGAUAGCCCGAGACUUCGCCAUCGUUUACGUCCGCGACCUUAUACGUUUCUGGUCACCACUAUUGAUAGCGGAGAACAGGGCUGGUGAAUUUCAGGAAAGUAUAGGACUACUGGAUCUAGCAGAGCCGUACAUGCAACGAACGACGGCGCUGUUCAACGCCCCAGUCCCCGAGGGGUUCCCCCUGUUCAGGCCCCAGAACUCAGCAGUCUUGGCAAGAUGGAGUCUUUUAUUCACAAAAGAGUAUGUGGAUGAGAGCAGAGACCGAGACAAGAGCCCGAAAUUAGAGAUAGUUGACUUCUGGGUGGGCACGGAGAUGUUGACUAGGAACGUGCAGUUUCACGUCUGGAGCUGGGACGGCUCGCUCCGUCUUGGAGCGAGCUUCAACACGAGCUUCUACGAUAAGGAAUUCGUGAAUGAAAUUCCGAGUACCAGUGUGAAGCUAUGGCAGGUAUUGUUGUGUGUUUCCAUGUAUAGCUGCCUUACUAGAUGCUCGUAAGAAUGGACUCCUUCAAUCACCCCGCUAACAAUUCAAUCAUUGCUGAGCAACAUCCGUACUUUUCGCAACCUGCUCCCAGUCGUUGCAGAUCUUGAGCAUAUUCUCGCACUUGGCCUUGAUUCUCUCCCAACCAUCAGUCCCAAGAGGUAUGCGAAGGGGUAUUUCUUUACCAGCGGCCACGCCGGUCCCUUUGACUAAGUCGAUCAUGAUACCAACGGCCUUUACAGCGUCUCCAGGUUCAUUUCCCACGAUGCCCGCCUCGACAUCUCGUACAGCCGCGUUGAAAGCGGCAUAGUCCGGCACACGAGGUGGAACGUGGUUGAUAUUUCCGAAGGCGCGAGUUCGAAAGUAACCAGGCUCAACAAUGAGGACCUUGAUACCCGGCGCAAACAUAGCUAGCUCAUGUGCAAGGCAUUCGACCGCACCUGAAAAAGAUCUU